AUGGAGCUGCGUCAGACAUACAUCUUCUCUCUUUCGAGCGGCGUGUGUCUUGACUGUGUAUCCGAAACGCCGCACCACUCAAGGGUGCAGGCGCUGCUGAGUCCACCGGCCACAUCCUCGCAGUGGGGGGGAGGGCAGACAGAUGGCAGCGAUGUGUUUGCAGUGCGCCUUAUUCCAGCUAACCACUGCCCCGGGGCGGUGAUGUUUCUCUUUGUGUCAUCAUUUUUCGGGACCGUGCUUCACACCGGCGAUUUCCGCUUCAGCGGGUUGCGGGAGACCUGGCAGAAUCCUCCACGGUCCUCUAACUGGGGGAAAACGUAUGUGCCGCCGUUGCCGUGCCUAAUACAACGAAGUAAGGAGCAGCAUGCAUUGACGGCGGCGGUGCCUGAGGUUGUGGCGCCGUCCGCUCCGCUUUACGAGCAGUUUAUCGCAGAUGAUGAGGCUCUGCAGGAUGUGGCACGGCGGCAGCUCCUGGACGUGCUCUUCCUUGACAACACUUUCUGCUCGCCAGCGUACAAGUUCCCCUCGCAAUGGAAAGUGACGCAGACAGUGAUUGAAGUUCUUCUGUCUCUCUUCCACCGUGCCGCAUGCUGCGCAAGAGCCGCGGUGCCCUUGACCGGACAUCCGCCACGUCGACAAGUUCGUUGCGCUGUCUUGAUAGGGUGCUACACGAUCGGGAAGGAACGUGUUGCGUUGGCGCUACGGGACGCCUUUCCUGGCGUGAGGUCGGCUGAGCAGAGUCACGCAGCAAGCCUCUCCACGGAGUCUCAGCGUAAUCGCAACGCACCACAGCCAGCAUCAUGGUGCAUUUAUGUCUCACCGAGUCGGUAUAGGCUGCUGUCCUCAAUGCGUUUUUUCGAAACGUGCUUUAAGCCAUUGAAGGCCUCCGACUCAAGCGAAAAAGCCGCGUCUCCGCGCAAUGCAGGUAGUAAUGCCUCCUCAGGUCCACUGACAGAGACGGCUCAUGUCGAAGACGUGCCAGUUCUACUACCGGUGAUGAUUGGCGCGCCUAGUACGCAAGUCACUCAACGCAAGAGUGUCGCCACCGACAUAGACCGUACGCUGGAGGAGAGUGGCGCAAGCCCUGCUACCCCCGUACGAGAGUCCUCAGCAGUUGCCGAAGGACAGACUGAGGAAGUGGAGCACCUUCUCAGCGUCUUUCUGGUUCCCAUGGCCAACGUUGGCUACCGAACAGUGGUUGCGCUGGCGCACACCGACGGCCCUGCGAUGGUAAAUAUCGAAGACGGCCUAGCACUUGACCUGGAGCGCUACGAUCAGGUGCUCAUCGUGGAGCCGACGGGGUGGUGCAAGCGCUGCGCGUCCCGAGACGUGUCGGAGAAGUACACCCUUCUUCGUGUACCAUACAGCGAGCACUGCGCCUUUCACGAGCUUUUGCAGUUUGUCCAGUUCGUCAACCCAGCAUGCGUGGUGCCGACCGUGUCAGAGGAGAGCUUCAAGCAGCACGAGGCACUCUUUGUGGAAAAGGCGCCACGCCUCCGCAGUCGCGUGUCUGGCGUGCAGCCCAUCACAAGGUUCUUUUCGGUGUCACCGCUGAGCAAAACGGAGGCGGCAAGGGACAAAGGGAAGAUCGAUAUGGAAGCCACUGUGCCCUGCUCAGCUACUGCAAUGAUGCUGGGCGGCUCCUCGGGGUUGUUGGCGAGAGCUGAACGGGUUAAUAAAACUGUUGUUGAUGAUACCAGGACGGCCGCAACCGACUCAGCGGUGGGGUGGAAGAGAGUGCGCGCGGAAGUGGAUGCUACAACGACUUCUGUGUUGACACUGACAACACGGGUGGUUAGCGCCACGUCGAGCACCCCAUGCCAUCCUGAGUGUCUUUUUCAGAAGGUCACGCGAGAGGAAGGGCGCAGUGUGGCAGCGACACAGCACCUGGAAGAGAUGGUGGUGGGCGAGGAGGAUGACUGCCAAGUGGUGCGCGUGGUGCAGACAGUGGUGGAAAUCAGCGAUGACGACUGA
Messenger RNA from Leishmania braziliensis MHOM/BR/75/M2904, 1974 nucleotides. RefSeq lists its product as hypothetical. Gene Ontology annotation, biological process: double-strand break repair via nonhomologous end joining; protection from non-homologous end joining at telomere; interstrand cross-link repair. Gene Ontology annotation, molecular function: 5'-3' DNA exonuclease activity; damaged DNA binding. The transcript has a single exon. NCBI's taxonomy places the organism in Eukaryota, Euglenozoa, Kinetoplastea, Trypanosomatida, Trypanosomatidae. The coding region runs from base 1 to 1974 and encodes 657 amino acids. The record is from RefSeq and is a predicted model, not a curated record.